Messenger RNA from Anopheles aquasalis, 2047 nucleotides. RefSeq lists its product as uncharacterized. The record is from RefSeq and is a predicted model, not a curated record. Lineage: Eukaryota; Metazoa; Arthropoda; Insecta; Diptera; Culicidae.
AAUGGAUUCGCUGGAUCUAGGACCGGAGAAUCGCGAAUUUUGGUGUGGGUUUAUAGAGCUGUACCGCAAUCUACCGGUGCUGUGGGCCAAGCCGUGUGAAGGUGAGCCGAAAAGUGUUUCAAAAAAUCUUCGCAACCGGGCCCACGCCGUAUUGCUUCGGAAAUAUCGUGAACUAGAUCCAAUCGCAGUCUCUGGCACGAUAAAGAACGUUCUAAAGCAACUGCAAUGUCUCCGUCGUGCUGCGCAAUCUGAACAAACUACCGAGACGAGGCAUACCCCUACGUGGUUAUUGAAAUCUCUAGACUUUCUGCUUGCCGAGGAGAAAGAUACCCUGAGCAAACGGCCAACAGAAGGAGAAAAUGAUUCCCUUCAAUCUAUCAGCGGCAAUCAGGAUGAGCGUGUCCAAUUCGUGGAUCCAGUGGACUUACGGAACGAUCUUCAACUGUAUUGUAAAUCUCUAGCAAGAGAGCUGAGAAUGCUUCCAGAGCAACAGCUUCAAUAUGCCCAGGCACAUAUCGAGAGUAUAGUGCGAGGAGGGCAGCUAGGAAUACUGUCCUCGGAAUGGCCACCAACAGAUCCGAGUGUCGAGGAGGUGUACGUCGACAUGCCAGAGCCUCCGGAAGGAGUCACUGGUGGGUGCAUCCUUGUGCCAGCAACUGAUCCAGAUGCUGUAAAGCGGCGAAAACUAUCCGACGGAGUCCUGUGGAGGGACAUCGAGAAUUGUGACCACCAAUCAUCAGGAUCCGUAAGGAUAGAUCGACAGCACGAAGCAGUGGGUUCGGAUGAUGAUGUUUCAGGUUUGCAGGAAUAUUCUGAAGAAUAUGCUAUUAUUGAGACGGAUGAUGCGGAAAUCCAGUUUGGAGAUUCGCGAAACAGCGAUAGUAUCGGAAAUGACGAGGCCCCUAAUAUGGAAGUAUCGAUUGAUCCGACGGCCUCAGAAGAGCAACAGCCAACGACACCGAUGGAUGGUGAUUCAAAUUUCAUCGCCGUAAGACUUCCGUCAGGGGUUGUUCUUCGGCGAAGAUGUACAGCGCAUUGUUCGAACUUCGUGGACAGCAUCGUGCCAGAAUACAGUGAAGAGGAGUUUGUGCGGCAAUUUCGCUUGGGACGGGACACGGUCCGCUGGCUUUGCCAUCACCUAGAACAAGAGAAUGCCUUCAAGAAACUGAAAGGCCACGGUGGAUAUGUGGCAAUCAGCGUGGAAACACACGUAUUGGCGUUCCUGUGGUUUCUGGGACAGAAAAAAGUGUCCUACCGUAAUGUGGCCGAACAGUUUCAGUUGUCUCUGAGCUGCGUACAUGAUGUGAUCUGGCGGGUAUGCGAUGGAUUGCUGAAUCUCGAACCGAUGGCCUUUAAGCAAAUGGACGAUACUGCCAAAGCACUAUCCACGAGCCAAUUUGCCGAUCUUUGCACAAUACCGAAUGUCAUUGGCUGUGUCGAUGGAAUCCAGAUAAGAAUCGAUCGACCGUCGGAAAAUUCUAACUACUAUCAAUUGAGCAAACGCUACUACACCCUUCAGCUCCAAGCAAUCAUCGAUGCGGACAUGCGCUUCGUGAACGUGUUCGCGGAUUACCCGGGAGAACCGGAUCUUUUAGAGGCCGUUGUCGAGCUGUGUGGUGAUAAGUACUGUGUCUUGGGCGACCAGGCAUUCCCAUGUCUCCCGCAGUUGCUCGUACCGUUCCCUAGCGAUAGCCUAUCGCUAACGAUCGCCCAGCAAUCAUUUAAUGACCUACUGGCACAGGUGCACGGUGCUUACCAAAAGGUUUUCCAGCGCCUCCUGCAACGUUUCCGCCAGCUCGCUUAUCUGAAAGGCUGUCAGCUAUCGAAAGUGGUUAAGAUGGUAAAAGUCUGCUGCUUACUACACAAUUUGGCUGUACCGGAAGAAUUGGACCUGUUCGAGGAUGAUCCCAGUGAGACCAGUCAUGUGCAAACGACACCAUUCUUCACCCGGAGCAGUGUUUCGUCGGUGGCCAACGUACAACGCGGACAGCAGAAACGUAAAGCAAUCUGUGCAGAUCUCCAAGUCAACCAUAUCCAUCUUUUAUAA